Molecule: messenger RNA, 1032 nt
Organism: Urocitellus parryii (Arctic ground squirrel)
Lineage: Eukaryota; Metazoa; Chordata; Mammalia; Rodentia; Sciuridae
Gene: Stoml3
Product: stomatin like 3
Cellular component (GO): plasma membrane
Source: RefSeq, a predicted model, not a curated record
AAGAGCAGGAACUUCCCUGGCUCUCUCUCACUCUUUCUGUUCUGCCUUCUCGCAAGCACAUCUGACGUGCUGCCCACAGUCCAGGCCUGGCUCUACACCCAUGAAAAGUUGCCAAGUAUAAAAGCUUCCCAAGCAUGAGAUGGAUGCUGGGAUGUCUUCACCUGAGAAGCAGGAUAAAGACAAUUUAGUGGGCAUCAACAAAAAACAGCUGGGUGUCUGUGGCUGGAUCCUCUUUUCCAUCUCUUUCCUGUUGAUGAUCAUUACCUUCCCCAUCUCCAUAUGGAUGUGCUUGAAGAUCAUUAAGGAGUACGAGCGCGCUGUUGUAUUCCGACUGGGACGCAUCCAAGCCAACAAAGCCAAGGGACCAGGUCUGAUCCUGGUCCUGCCAUGCAUAGAUGUGUUUGUCAAAGUUGAUCUCCGAACAGUUACUUGCAACAUUCCUCCACAAGAGAUCCUCACCAGAGACUCUGUGACUACUCAGGUGGAUGGAGUUGUCUACUACAGAAUCUACAGUGCUGUCUCAGCGGUGGCUAAUGUCAACGAUGUUCACCAAGCCACGUUUCUGCUGGCUCAAACCACUCUGAGAAAUGUCUUAGGGACACAGACCUUGUCUCAGAUCUUAGCAGGGCGCGAAGAGAUUGCCCACAGCAUCCAGACCUUGCUUGAUGAUGCCACGGAGCUGUGGGGGAUCCGGGUGGCCCGAGUGGAAAUCAAAGAUGUCCGGAUUCCUGUGCAGUUGCAGAGAUCCAUGGCUGCUGAGGCCGAGGCCACACGGGAAGCCAGAGCCAGGGUCCUGGCAGCAGAAGGGGAAAUGAAUGCUUCUAAAUCUCUGAAGUCGGCCUCUAUGGUGCUGUCCGAGUCCCCCAUAGCCCUUCAGCUGCGUUACCUGCAGACCUUAACCACUGUAGCCACCGAGAAGAAUUCUACUAUUGUAUUUCCUCUGCCCAUGAACAUACUGGAGGGCAUUGGUGGUAUCAGCUAUGACAAUAACCACAAGAAGGUUAAUGACAGAGCCUGAGGUCCUCCUGAGGU